Messenger RNA from Clarias gariepinus (North African catfish), 2076 nucleotides. Its product is annotated as T-box-containing protein TBX6L-like. NCBI's taxonomy places the organism in Eukaryota, Metazoa, Chordata, Actinopteri, Siluriformes, Clariidae. Gene Ontology annotation, molecular function: DNA-binding transcription factor activity, RNA polymerase II-specific; RNA polymerase II cis-regulatory region sequence-specific DNA binding. Gene Ontology annotation, biological process: positive regulation of DNA-templated transcription; regulation of transcription by RNA polymerase II; cell fate specification. The record is from RefSeq and is a predicted model, not a curated record. Gene Ontology annotation, cellular component: nucleus. Bases 445 to 1806 code for a protein of 453 amino acids. The transcript is spliced from 9 exons.
GUAACAUAAGGCAUGUCUGAUCACAUUGCCAGCCGACUUUGUCUCAGCUACGUGGUAAUAUCCUCAUCAAGCUCCUUUUGCAGCUCACCUCCCCCUGCUGCACUACCCCUAAAUAACCACAUACACUCACACUUACUGACCCCCGGUGCUAAUAGAGCACUUCAAAGUAUGCUAAUAGACCCUUCACUUUUGUUUCACACACACACAUAGACCCUGUUAGGCCCCGCCCACUCUGUCAAUGUCUUUAAACUCAAGGUUGAGCCAAGCCAGGGGCAUUUUGUCAUUGUUUUUACCUGUUGGUCAACUGAGGUCCUGCGCACACAUUUACUGUUUGUACAGUACUUCACUCUGUAUUUUAUGGAGGUCUGCAGCUGAGGAUCAGGGCCACAUUACUUUAAAAGCCAGUGGACUCUAUCAACUCUACCUGGACUAAAGAUUCUUACAAUGGAGCAAAUUUCAGACCAGAGAACUUCUGCAUCAUGUGCAUCAACUUCAAUGGUUUAUCAAGCUGAGUCCUACCAACAGGGGAACAUGAGGAUGAAACUAGAAUAUUCAGAGCUCUGGAAAUCCUUUCAUGACAUUGGGACUGAAAUGGUCAUCACCAAAUCUGGCAGAAGGAUGUUUCCAUAUUGUAACGUGGGUGUGACUGGUCUUGUGCCCUACGCCAAGUAUGUCAUCAUGGUGGACAUGGUUCCAGUGGACAAUUCCAGGUACAAGUGGAAUAAUGAUCAGUGGGAGGUGGCCGGAAAAGCAGAGCCACAGCCUCCAUGUAGAACUUACAUUCAUCCAGAUUCUCCUGCUUUGGGUAGCCACUGGAUGAAGCAGCCCAUUUCUUUUCUCAAGCUGAAGCUCACUAACAACCCCCUGGACCAGAGAGGACAUAUCAUUCUACAUUCUAUGCAUCGCUACCAGCCUCGCUUCCAUGUAGUGCAAGCUGAUGAUCUUUAUAGCGUGCGAUGGAGUGUCUUCCAGACCUUUAAAUUCCCUGAAACUACCUUUACCGCAGUCACGGUCUACCAGAACACCAAGAUCACCAAGCUGAAGAUAGACCAUAACCCCUUUGCAAAGGGCUUCAGAGAAGAAGGAACCCAUGGCAAGAGGCACAGAGCUCAGAAAAGUCAGCUGUGUUCCGAGAGUUCAGCUAAGAAACUGAAAACUUCAGAUAAGGAGCCAGAAUUCAGAUGUUUCCAAGAUGUGCCAAGGCUUCCAUAUGACCCUCACAGGGAAGAUUCAGAAAACAUGCUUUCCAAAGAAGUGCAAAUGGCGCAGGAUGAGCACAUGUCCCCAUGGGGAGGAGAGCAGGACCCUGGCCAAAGUUUGCACAGUGAGGGAGCCAUGGAUUACACAAACUCAGAGCAGCUUGUUCCAGGACAGACCAACUACCAACCACAGAGAACUCAGGAGUUUGAGAGGAUGUCCUCACCUUCCUGCACAGAAGUGCAAACCAACUGCCAUGGUUUUGAGUCAAGAUCUGCUGACAUGGCCACUGUUCCUGAGCAGGAGCUCUCAAGACCUCAGCCACCCAUGAGUCUGGAUUCUUCUCAAAGUAAAUCUUUGGACUUCUCCAUGGCCACCAACAAAGCCAGACAAGGACUGCCUUUGUACAGUCACUAUAACAUGGAGCAGCCUUUAGGCCACUGGAGUGGAGCUUUACCAGGGCAGUACUCAAGUUCCACCUACCCUCAGCCACACCCGCAUCCACACACACAUCACCUGAUGUCAGAGCACAGCAUCCAUCCCUCUGGAUAUCACCACAGCAACAUGGCAGAGUGGAGUCAGUACUCUCUGUUCUCCUAUUCUUGCUGAGGAACUGGGCAGAAAAAGUAAAAUAAAAAAUAAAAAACAGCAGGAGAAAGUAAUAGAGACUUUUGAGAACUUUUUUUGUUUUCAUGCUUGAUUCAGACAUGAAAAACAGACUUGUACAUCACAGAAUAGAAGACUGGUUGGAAAAGCCUGGAGCAAACCACGUAAUGUGGCUGUGUGUGUUUAAAAAAAAAAAGAAACAUUGCUUAUGACUCAAAGUUAAUCUUGUAGUUAUUUUUUUUGCUAUGUGUUUCUAAAUAUUAUCAAUUAAAC